AUGAGAACAUCGCAAAGGCGACAAGAUGAAACGGAAGAGCAAGACGCAGAGAGGAGAAAAGACCUAAGAAUGAGAACAUCGCAAAGGCGACAAGAUGAAAUGGAAGAGCAAGAAGCAGAGAGGAGAAAAGAUCUAAGAAUGAGAACAUCGCAAAGGCGACAAUAUGAAAUGGAAGAACAAGAAGCAGAGAGGAGAAAAGAUCUAAGAAUGAGAACAUCGCAAAGGCGACAAGAUGAAAUCGAAGAGCAAGAAGCAGAGAGGAGAAAAGACCUAAGAAUGAGAACAUCGCAAAUGCGACAAGAUGAAACGGAAGAGCAAGAAGCAGAGAGGAGAAAAGAUCUAAGAAUGAGAACAUCGCAAAGGCGACAAGAUGAAAUGGAAGAGCAAGAAGCAGAGAGGAGAAAAGAUCUAAGAAUGAGAACAUCGCAAAGGCGACAAGAUGAAAUGGAAGAACAAGAAGCAGAGAGGAGAAAAGAUCUAAGAAUGAGAACAUCGCAAAUGCGACAAGAUGAAAUGGAAGAGCAAGAAGCAGAGAGAAGAAAAGAUCUAAGAAUGAGAACAUCGCAAAUGCGACAAGAUGAAAUGGAAGAGCAAGAAGCAGAGAGGAGGAAAGAUCUAAGAAUGAGAACAUCGCAAAUGCGACAAGAUGAAACGGAAGAGCAAGAAGCAGAGAGGAGGAAAGAUCUAAGAAUGAGAACAUCGCAAAUGCGACAAGAUGAAACGGAAGAGCAAAGCGACCAUCAGACGGAUGCUUUAACAGUUGCUGCCACAAAGGGGAAGUCCUGCCUCCAGUUCGAAGAGAAUUUCCUCCAUACUAACGAUGUCUGUUGUCAGGCCCUCAACAUCCACAUUAUGUUAACUUCAAAGACAACAUAA
Octopus sinensis (East Asian common octopus) is the source of this 876-nucleotide messenger RNA. Its product is annotated as trichohyalin-like. The transcript has 2 exons. The record is from RefSeq and is a predicted model, not a curated record. Bases 1 to 876 code for a protein of 291 amino acids. NCBI's taxonomy places the organism in Eukaryota, Metazoa, Mollusca, Cephalopoda, Octopoda, Octopodidae.